AUGUUUAACGUCGAAAAGAGACGUAUGGAAAAUGUCUAUUCUGUAUCAAGUUCGGUUAAAAGAGCCAGAGACUCCGUGGACAUCGAAGACGAAACUCCAACCACAUCGACAUCACUAGACUCACUACAUGCAAAAUUUGCGCGGAAUGGAGAAUCACCUAAAGAGAGCAGGACGGAAGACACAUGGGAAUUUUCUACAAAUGGCUCACCACUCGAUAAAGCGUCAGAAAUGCCUGUGAAACCUCCAUUUAAGGAAGUAGGGAAUACCGCCAUUAACUCAGGUAUUGGCAACAAUGCGGACGUGUCAACACCAAGCCUGCCAUUAAGCAUAGACACGCAUGCAUUGCCUGGUUUUUCUACCAAAUUUCCCUCUGGAGAAUCACAAAAGCUUUUGGAUAAGACAACUCCCCUUGUAAAGGAUCAUUCACCAAGUUAUAUAUUUCCUACAUCAUACAAUACACCAGACUAUACAUCUAAUGAUGCGCUAAAUGACACACUUGAGGAUUUUGUUAAUGAUGAAGAUGUACCAGCCUUUGAGCGCCAAAGGCAAGCCAUAGAUUCUAGUAUUGCAGCCACAGAAGGAACAUUAGGACGCAAUACCCAAAAAAUUUCCUCAAAGUUAACUGAAAAGGGAUAUAGGGAUUCUCUAAUGGAGGCUUACAGGAAUAUAUCUAGGGAAGUUUCCAGGGAUCCGCUUUAUCCACCACUUUCUAUUUUAUCAAAGAGACGUGGACGUUUGGAGAUGCCCAGUAAAAAUUCCCACAGAGGAAUCCCCAGUUCAGCUCAAGAACAACCACUUGAUUACGCUUCAAGGGACGCUAAUUCUUUGCGACAAUAUACGCCAUAUCCGGAGCGACCCUCUAUGGAGCAUGAAGAAGCCUCUGCACCCACCACUAGACAGAAUGGUUCUCGCAUAAAUGUGAACAUGAAUGAGAUAAGUAUGGAGAGCACGUCUAGAUCCAGUGUCUUUAGAAUUCCAGUUACAAUACAGGAUGAAAUGUCUGAAGCACAAGCAGAGUUCACAGACGAAGUUGCUGAUGCAAAUGCAGACAAAGGUACAGGCACCGAUGCAGAUAUUGACAAUGUACAAGAAAAAGAGGUUAGACCGACAGGUGGUUGUGGGCAUGACUGUUUGUCGCUCCCCAUGGAGGAUAACAUGAUUGAAAUCACAAGCAUUUACGAUUUAAUUUUGGACAUGCGAUUCUGUAGUUUACAACUUCCAAUUCCAAAUGAUUUUACCGGAUCGCGGGAAUUCAUCCUGGAGACGAACGAAUCUUCUAGCAUCACAAAUUACGACAUUUGUUAUGAUGAGGAUUUGGGUAGUAACUUUGUGAUGGCUGAACCCUUUAGAUUUUUCUGCAAGGUUCAUAUAACUUUUGAUAAGGAUGGGGAAUACUGGUGUUGUUGUUACUACGAUGCCAGCGGUAAUUAUGUACAAAAGAGAUUUAAUACAGCGGACAUUGACUUUAACACUGCGCAGAUGCUAGCGAAUCGUUGUAGGGAUGCGGCGGAAAAGACGUUUCAUUCCAUUUGGAUUUUAAAGCAUAAAUCGCUGCUUGAAAGGCCGAUUCCAGACGGUCUUGCGGAGUCAUUUGUCCAUACCGUAAACAGUAUAAACGAAUGUGUGAAUAAUGAAGAUUGUAUAGUGUGUUGUGCAGAUAAGAUUCAGAGGAUCCUACAGGAUCGAUAA
This is a messenger RNA of Theileria equi strain WA, 1689 nucleotides long. RefSeq lists its product as hypothetical. The record is from RefSeq and is a predicted model, not a curated record. Bases 1 to 1689 code for a protein of 562 amino acids. The transcript has a single exon. NCBI's taxonomy places the organism in Eukaryota, Apicomplexa, Aconoidasida, Piroplasmida, Theileriidae.